UGCAUUUUCGCGCCCGACCUCAAAAUCGCCGGUGCCACCCAGCAGCAGCAGCAUGGCGUCGAUGCUGCACGUCGCAUCAAGCUCGAUCAACCCGUACAUCACAUGCACGCUAUGCAACGGCUACUUCCGCCAGCCCUACACAGUGCGCGAAUGCAUCCACACGUUCUGCAAGAGCUGCAUCUUCAAGCACAUUGUGACCCAAGACAAGCGCGCUUGCCCCGUGUGCGAAGGCCCGUUUGGCACGUAUCCGCUCUCGGGCACGAAGCGCAAGCCGCCAGAGAUUGUCCAAGACCACGCGAUGGAAGGCCUCGUCAAGAAGCUCCUCUCCAAGCUCGACGUCCAGGACGCGCAGGAUGAGGUGGCCUUCUAUGCCAAGCAUGACAUUCCACACAAGUCGAGCGCCACUCCCGGGUCGUCCCAGCGCGAGGUCAAGUAUAAGAAACUCAAGGGCAAGCAGCUCCACGUGGUGCUGCGCCCGAUGCUCGAGUCGCUCGGUCCACCCGACGGCGGCGACGAGUCGGCGCCGUUGCGACGAAAGCACUUUACGUACCUCUGGCAACUUACCGAGCGAUACCGCAUUUUUGACGUCAAGAUUCUCAUCCGCAAGAUGUUGCGGCUGCGCGGGCGGCUGGUCGAGCCGCAGGAUCUCGAAGUGCACUGCGCGGGCCAGCUCCUUGGCAAAGAGCACACGCUCAUCUUCAUUCAAAAAGCCAUGUGGAAGAAGGAAGGGCCCAUCACGCUCGAGUACCGACGCGUCAAUCGGUCGCCGACGUGAGCCCAAUGUGAAUGUCGUUGUGUGCCUCCAAUAUGACGGAGCUUUGAAACACGUCCGCUCCAUUUCGCACUACAACCGCUAUAGC
This is a messenger RNA of Saprolegnia parasitica CBS 223.65, 860 nucleotides long. RefSeq lists its product as hypothetical. Bases 53 to 775 code for a protein of 240 amino acids. Gene Ontology annotation, molecular function: metal ion binding. NCBI's taxonomy places the organism in Eukaryota, Oomycota, Saprolegniomycetes, Saprolegniales, Saprolegniaceae. Gene Ontology annotation, biological process: regulation of transcription by RNA polymerase II. Gene Ontology annotation, cellular component: PRC1 complex. The record is from RefSeq and is a predicted model, not a curated record. The transcript is spliced from 6 exons.